This is a messenger RNA of Striga hermonthica, 879 nucleotides long. Lineage: Eukaryota; Viridiplantae; Streptophyta; Magnoliopsida; Lamiales; Orobanchaceae. The record is from the annotation of a GenBank genome assembly.
AUGGAUGCCACAAAUAGUUCACUAUCUUCUGGAGAAACAUCUUAUGCAGACAUCAAGUCUUUCUUUGAUUCAGCCCCUCCUUUAAAGGAUUCCGCUGAAAUAAAAACAAAAUUGGAAGAAUUUAUGCAAAAGAAUCAUGCGCCAUUAAGUAAUGGAGAGGCUAAUCGAGUUGUGUGCGUGACAUCUGGCGGCACAACCGUUCCUUUGGAACAAAGAUGUGUUCGGUACAUUGACAACUUCAGCUCGGGUCAUAGAGGGGCUGCAUCCACAGAAUAUUUUUUGAAGGCUGGUUAUGCUGUAGUAUUUCUUCAUCGGAGAGGAACCUGCCAACCAUACUGCCGGUCUCUUCCUGACGAUCCAUUACUUGAAUGUUUUGAAGUUACUAAUGAAUCUAAUAUUACGGUGAAUCCAAUACAUGCGAAAACAGUCGAGGGUGCAAUCAGGGACAAUCAGGGGGCAGUCAUAAGAGGCACCUUGUUAAAACUUCCCUUCACAACAAUUUUUGAGUAUCUGCAGAUUUUGCAGUUGAUUGCACUAUCAAUGAGGAGCCUCGGGUCCCGUGCUUUAUUCUAUCUUGCUGCUGCCGUUUCUGAUUUUUAUGUCCCCUGGGAGAGCAUGGCAGUGCACAAGAUCCAAUCGAGCUCUGGUCCUCUAGACAUGAGACUUGCCCAGGUCCCAAAGAUGCUUUCAGUGCUUAGAAAAGAUUGGGCCCCUGCCGCUUUUUGCAUUUCUUUUAAGCUAGAAACUGAUAUAAAGAUUCUACUAGCGAAGGCUGGGAUGGCCCUUGAGAAAUACAACAUGCACAUGGUCGUGGCUAACGAGCUGUUGACACUUCAUUCUCGACCGAUUGACCCCAAGAUACAAGGCAUUUUCCUUUGA